AUAUAUUGCACUUUUCAAAGAGCCUUUGAUCCUCUGAAGUAAAGCUACUUGGCGAUGAUGGUGUCAUGACAAAAGCUAUAAUCUGAAUCUGUUUCCCUGAAAACAAUAAUAUAUAAUAACAUGACUUCCUCUUCUUAAGGAGACACUCUCUUCAGAGAAUAUUCACAAAGAAAUAAACUAAAAGAGUAAACCAUAGAAAAAUGCAAAAUCAUGUGUGUCAACUGCCUUUGAACAGCUCCACAGACAUGGCUGAGUCUGACAGGUUGAUCUUAAAUGGCCAUGAUAACCUGAACUCCAUAGAGAGUGCUGAAGGAGCUCAGGACCCGUUCUUUGGUUUCAUUAACACACACCAAAAUCUCAGUCCUUUUGAAAUAUACGAGUCCACGCUCAUGUAUGAAGAGGACGGUUCACAGCACCCUCUGGUGCCGAGUCCUGAAACAACACCACAAGAUUUAACAUUAAGUCCAGAUUCUAUCACUCUGAUGGAGGAGCAGUUCAUCCUCUCCAAUGCUGAGUGUUUCGAGGGAGAUGACUUACCUGAAGUCACAGCCAGAGAGAUCGACCUUCUGAUGCAUCAACCGGACCAGUUCUACAUAGAGAUGGAGGAACAGCAGACCAGAGACGGGACCAGGGAUCUGAUAGGAGAAAUGUCUUUCAUUGACCAGCUGAAUAGAAUAGUUGCAGAAGCAGAGCAGGAUGAUGUGGAAGAAAGGGUGUUUUGGAAAGGAGACCAUCCUGAAAAAUAAAAGUGAAGAUUGAUUAAACUAGGUCCAUACUUUUGUUUUUAUAAGAAUUUAAUUUAUUUAGCAAUAACUUGUAUUGUUCUCAGGUAAUUUUCUCUUUUACAAUUGUUUUUGUUGUAUUUGUUAUUAUGUUUUUUUUCUCUUAAUCAGAGGUCAAAUGUAGAUAAAAAUAGCAAGCUUACAAAGAAAAUCUGUGGAAAAAAUGUAGCUGUAAAUGUGUUUUUAUUUUCCUACAUAUAGACUAUUGUAAUAGCUUGAGUUCAGGUUUAUUUUAAACACCUCAAAUUUUUCUUCAGCCAUUUAUGCUAAAUAAGAGUGUCACCAAAUAAAAAAAUAGGAUUUUGUAUGUAUUUUCAACAACAUAAAAAAAGCCUAAUUGCUACAAGUGGGAUAUAAUGCUUAUAUACGGAAUAAGAUGGGAGAAGAUUAGUUUAUUUAUCAUUUAUUUAUAUAAACUGUGAUUGCCAUAUCAUGUACGUUGUAAAGUUGCUAUGAUGUUAUUUAGGUUAACUUGUUUUUUUUUUCCUUGUGUAAAUUAAAUGACUUUGAAAUGCUGUUGACUCUGAAAUGCCAAUGCUGUUGGUCACAUAUUGUUCUUUGCCCGUAUCUAAAUCAGUGUAAGGUUCAGAUGAAAUUGUUACAUUUUCUGUUUGUGAAACCAGACUGAGAUGUCACACAGACAUCGGACCAACAAAAACAACCAGUGGCUGUUCAUACUGCAGGAACACACUCUGAGCUGAGAACUAAAGGUUGCACUGACGACAGAGGGCUGAACAUUUGUUGUCUUUCCAUCGACUUAUCUCUUUACCAUUGUUUCAGUUAAUUAAACUCCAGCUCUGCCAUCCUUUACUGGCUGUUUAAGCCAAAAGGAUUAGUGAUCCAUUAUUUUUACUGCCUCUUACUGCUCCUUCUGUUCAUCUGCAGUGUAAUUAACUCUGUGGCACCAUCAUUACUUCUCUGUAUUUCUGUUCAAACAAUGCAACACGGUUAUAUGAUGUGUUGUUUCUCAAUGUGUGGUUGGGGUUAUGGUCUUCUUGUUUAUUUUUUGCUCAGCUCUCCGGUGCUACCUGUUAGUCAGAUAUGGUACAACCUGUCACAACAAACAAGUAGUACUUCUGGCAUGAAUAUUCUCAUUUACAUUCUUCACACAAGGAUGUAAAAUUGACUUGACUUAACCAGCAGAGGUCUCUUAUGUCUCCUUUGAGUCUUUGCAGACCCAUAGAACAAACUGCAUUACUGCAGCAGGGAAAGAAAAACAAAAGUUGCUGAUGCAGUGACGCCUGUGGAACACAGAAAGUCGAACUGAAACAAACAUCUUUGAAACACUUGAUGAAACACUUGAUUUGUUGUGGCUUCACAUGGAAUGUGUUGCGUUGGGACACGGCCCCCAUCGAGCAACAACAACGUGAGUUGAAGUGUCAUUAGUUUUCAUCUCACGGGGCCCUACCAUUUACACCGAGUACAUACUUUUGUGAUGCUGAAAUAACGGCACGUCGUGAUGACCCCAUAAAUCAAGCUCGACUUCUCAAACAUGAACAUUACGUCUCAUUAAACAGCCAUAAAUCUGCAGUGCACUUUGAAAGUGCAAUAAAAUGACAUAGUGAUGUGUCAUCGUGGAUUUUACUCUCGUCCUGUGACAUAAAUCCAGUUUUUAUUAUUUAUUUGAAGGCUAUAAGAAUUAAGAUCCAGUAUUAAUUUAAUUGAGGGCAGAAAUACAAAUUAACUUCUGAUGUCAGCCACAUAUCCACUCAAACACACACACACACCAACUGUCCAUCACCACAGUGUAAUAAACCUCACAGCUGAGCGACACAUAACACACAUCCUCACCAGCUGCUUAUAUCAGGCAGGAGGUCCAGAGCGACGUCUGUGUGAGGCGGAUACUUCCCAGAAGGCUUCAACAUCAGUGGGAGCAGAGCUUUGAAUCAUCAGACCUGAGAAGGAGAAGACGGCAGAUCACUGUUGGCAUCAACACGCAACGUUAAUCCAGAAGGGACAGAAGUGAAGGAAAACUACACAAUUUUCCAUUUUGGGAAUAUAGGGGGGGAAAGAAAAAGUCAAGCUGGCGGCAGAUGAGGAAAAGAGCUUGUUGGUGGAGGAGGAGGAGGAUCAGGCCAGCAGAGGAUCAGA
Messenger RNA from Cynoglossus semilaevis (tongue sole), 2873 nucleotides. It is a transcript of the gene rec8b, whose product is annotated as REC8 meiotic recombination protein b. NCBI's taxonomy places the organism in Eukaryota, Metazoa, Chordata, Actinopteri, Pleuronectiformes, Cynoglossidae. The coding region runs from base 201 to 746 and encodes 181 amino acids. The transcript is spliced from 8 exons. The record is from RefSeq and is a predicted model, not a curated record.